GGCCGGUCAGAGCGUUGUUCCAUUCACAUGGUUUCUUGACAAAACUUCACGCUUCCUUCUUAAAGCCAUUCUUUUAUAGUCAAGAUUGCCGAAUUGUGGUCCUCUAGAAAGCUAAAUAUGUUCCUGCAUCGACUUGUGCUGCUUUCCUUAGUUUCAUAUGUCUUCUCGACAGAUUAUUUUGUAGAAAAAUUUGAAGAUAAAUCUUGGGAAGAUAGAUGGGUUCAGUCCACGAAGAAAGGAGCUGAAGCAGGCAAAUUUAUAUUGACUGCCGGUAAAUUUUACGGCGAUGCAGAGAAAGACAAAGGUAUUAAGACUAGCCAAGAUGCAAGGUUUUAUGCAGUUUCGGCCAAGUUCGACAAGCCUUUUUCCAACGAAGACAAAAAUCUAGUUAUCCAAUUUACCGUCAAGCACGAACAGAACAUAGAUUGUGGUGGUGGUUAUAUCAAGGUCUUCGCAAGCGAUUUGGAUCAGAAAAAUAUGCAUGGAGAUUCCCCAUACUUGAUUAUGUUUGGACCUGACAUUUGUGGACCAGGAACCAAGAAAGUUCAUGUCAUUUUCAACUAUAAGGGAAAGAAUCUUCUGACAAAGAAGGAAAUUAGAUGCAAGGAUGAUGAAAUGACCCAUCUCUACACCUUAAUUGUGAAACCAAGCAACACCUAUGAAGUUAGAAUUGAUAAUGAGAAAGUAGAGAGUGGUGAACUUGAAGAAGAUUGGGAUUUCCUUCCACCCAAGAAGAUCAAAGAUCCAAAUGCCAAGAAGCCUGAAGACUGGGAUGAUAACAAGAAAAUCGAUGACCCAGAAGACAAGAAACCAGAAGAUUGGGACAAGCCACAGAACAUUCCAGACCCUGAUGCCAAGAAACCAGAGGACUGGGAUGAUGAAAUUGAUGGGGAAUGGGAGCCACCAAUGAUUGACAAUCCUGAGUAUAAGGGUGAAUGGAAACCAAAACAGAUUGACAAUCCCAACUACAAGGGUGAAUGGGUUCAUCCAGAAAUUGAUAACCCAGAUUAUUCUGAAGAUAAGAACCUAUAUUUGUACAAAGACAUUGGCGCUGUUGGUUUUGACCUAUGGCAGGUGAAAGCUGGUACCAUCUUUGAUAAUGUUUUAAUAACAGACUCAAUAGAAUCCGCAGAAGAAGCUGCUAAAGAAUUUGAAAAGACUAAAGAAGGUGAAAAGAAGAUGAAAGAUAAACAAGAUGAAGAGGAAAGAAAGAAGCAAGAAGAGGAAGACAAAAAGAGAAAAGAGGAGGAAGAAAGCAAGAAGAAGGAGGAGGAGGAGGAGGAAGAAGAUGAAGAGGACGAGGCUGAAGAUAAGAAAGAUGAAGAUAAGAAAGAUGAAAAGGAAGAGGCGAAAGAAGAAAAGUCAGAAGAAGAACCAGCUGAAGAAAAGAAAGAUGAGGAUGAAACAACAGAAGAAACGAAGAGGGAUGAACUCUAAUUUCCCAACAUGAAAGUGGGAAUUUUUUAGUUUUCUUCACCUUUUGUUAAUUAGCUUCUUUCAAUUCUUAGACUUAAUUCUUUCUUUGAGGUCCAGUGUUGGUGUAAAAAUACGUAUGGCAGCCAGUUUAUGUUAUUGUCAACCACUCUAUUUUUUAAAAUAUAUGAUCUCGCAGCCUUUGUUGCUCCUUGUAAUAAGGUUAGGUCUUUAGUGAACAACAUUUUACUCCUUUUUUUGUAUCAAGUGGUACUUGGUUCACUAAAGGCUUCUUUGUAAUCAAAUUAGCAAAAUUGACAGCGAAAAUGCAAACACAACAAAGCAAAAUCAUUUCAUGUAUGCUUGAACAUGAUGAAAUAAAAAGCGUAAAAUUUAA
Actinia tenebrosa (Australian red waratah sea anemone) is the source of this 1810-nucleotide messenger RNA. Its product is annotated as calreticulin. The record is from RefSeq and is a predicted model, not a curated record. NCBI's taxonomy places the organism in Eukaryota, Metazoa, Cnidaria, Anthozoa, Actiniaria, Actiniidae. Gene Ontology annotation, biological process: ERAD pathway; protein folding. Gene Ontology annotation, molecular function: calcium ion binding. Gene Ontology annotation, cellular component: endoplasmic reticulum; endoplasmic reticulum membrane.